Molecule: messenger RNA, 1366 nt
Organism: Amborella trichopoda
Lineage: Eukaryota; Viridiplantae; Streptophyta; Magnoliopsida; Amborellales; Amborellaceae
Source: RefSeq, a predicted model, not a curated record
AUAAUCUCAUCCUCUUCCUCCUAAUGACUACAAAAUGCCUGACUAAAAACAAUUGUAACACAAACAAUGUAAAGUAUCCAAAAUUUCGUUGAGUAUGAGCACCGUAACAUAAACCCUUUAUUUAUUACAUUUUUAAAUUUUUUUAAUAAGUGUGCACAUUCGAAAGUAUCGAGGGCUUGAAGAGCGCAGGACAGAAGCUCCAGUUCCAGUCUUUGCAAAAGCCUUUGCCCCCACUGUUUACAUGUACGGGGAGAGAAAGUUCCGUCCUCACCGUGUCUGUGGAGAGGGAGGAAGCUCCAGUUUAUGCGAAAGCCCUCGUCUCCGAUGUUUAAAUUGAGAGAGAGAGACUUUAGUCUUCACUGCGGCCGUGGAGAGAGAGAAGCCUUUUGGAGUUCGUUUUUAUAAUGCCGGUGUCCCUCCUGGAAUUCCCAUCGAUGAGUGUGAAACACCAUGAAAGUCAUGCUCAAAAUUAAGCUUCAAAACCGGUUAACCUAGUCCAACCUCUUUUUGUAUUUUCUGGUUCUUUUGAAUCAAAAUGGGUGUUUCAAGAAGUAGCAGUGAUGAAGAAGAUGGUGAUGCAGAGUGGAGAGCGGGGAUUGAGUCGGUGGCAAAUGGGUUCAAUCCGAUUUCUGCAAAUUAUUCAAGGAAUCCACCCAAAUCUUCUGAUAAAUUGCUUCCGGAGUUCUCAUUGGAUGAAGAAAACAAGAGAGAUACAGGAAAAUCCCCUGGCCUCAAGCUCUACCAAGUGAAGGCACAAAACCUUUUACACGAUUUCUUAGACAAAAAUUUGGUAAUGGUUAGGGAUCCUAUCCCACCUCGUGAGGGCAAUAAUGUUGCUAAUGAGGAAGAUGGUGUCCGCUUAUUCAGCCGAGCUCCUUGUGGAAUAACUUUUGAAACUGUAGAUGCAACUCCUGUGAAGAGAAAGCGACCAAGAAUUCUUCCAACUGAGAGCAUCAAUGAGAAAUCAAAGAAGUUCGUUCGAAAGCUUAGGUCAGUUGUGGUGGAUGGUGAGGAUAUAAUAGCUGCGGCUGAGGUGGCACACCAGAGAUCAUUGGAUCGGUUUGUGGAGAGAGAAGCUGCAACAAAGGCUGCAACCAAGAGAGAGGAAGAAAGAGUUGCAGCUUUGAAGAGUCUUAGAGGAGAGCGAUGGCUCCCUUCUUUGGCAAAAGAGAUGCAGAGGAGUUGAGAGCAAAUAUGUGAAAUUUGCAGACCUUUUUUAAUUUAUUUUUGGUAUGUAAGCAAGGAUUGAAAUUAUAACCUUAAGUUAGCAACUAGCAGACAACAAUGCCCUGCCAAUCGUGCUAUGAGCUUGAACCCAAAUCAAGGAACCCCUUAAAGAACCCUAAAAAGGGAAGGAGGAAAGAUG